AAUAAUCAAUACAUUUUCAAAUGUCACAGCAUCAUGUGCCAGUUACAGCAUUUUAGUUCGCUGUCUGGAUGUGAAACAGUUACUGCGGCAGAAAAAGGAGGGGUUUUCAUUUGUUGGCGCAAUUCACCUGUUCUCCUGCAGAGGCAGAGUAUUUAGUUUGGUGCAUCACCAGAUCUGCCUCAGACACUGCACCCCUCAGACGCACACACUGCUCCGGCUUGUCUCAUUACAUUGCAUAAUAUUGACAAGCAAUCAUGCGUGAGUGCAUCUCUAUCCACGUCGGUCAGGCUGGAGUCCAGAUUGGCAAUGCCUGCUGGGAGCUUUACUGCCUGGAACAUGGGAUCCAGCCUGACGGACAGAUGCCCAGUGACAAGACUCUGGGAGGAGGAGACGACUCGUUCAACACCUUCUUCAGUGAGACUGGAGCUGGAAAGCACGUCCCCAGGGCAGUGUUUGUGGACCUGGAGCCCACAGUCAUCGAUGAGGUGCGCACUGGGACCUACCGCCAGCUGUUCCACCCUGAGCAGCUGAUCACUGGCAAGGAGGAUGCUGCCAACAACUACGCCCGUGGACACUACACCAUCGGCAAGGAGAUCAUUGACAUCGUGCUGGACCGGAUCCGCAAACUGGUGGGUAACUUUACAAUUAGAGAGAAACAUUUCGAAACAAAUUCAAAAUAUCAAAUUGAAUUGUUGAAUUUUUAUCUCUUAUUUGUUUCUCCCUAUCUCCAGGCUGACCAGUGCACCGGUCUCCAGGGUUUCCUGGUUUUCCACAGCUUUGGUGGUGGCACCGGCUCUGGUUUCACCUCCCUGCUGAUGGAGCGUCUGUCCGUCGACUACGGCAAGAAGUCCAAGCUGGAGUUCUCCAUCUACCCAGCUCCCCAGGUGUCCACCGCUGUGGUGGAGCCCUACAACUCCAUCCUGACCACCCACACCACCCUGGAGCACUCUGACUGUGCCUUCAUGGUUGAUAACGAGGCCAUUUACGAUAUCUGCCGUAGAAACCUCGAUAUCGAGCGCCCCUCUUACACCAACCUGAACAGGUUGAUCAGUCAGAUUGUGUCCUCCAUCACUGCCUCCCUUCGCUUUGAUGGCGCCCUCAAUGUUGAUCUGACAGAGUUCCAGACCAACUUGGUGCCCUAUCCCCGUAUCCACUUCCCUCUGGCCACCUAUGCCCCUGUCAUCUCUGCUGAGAAAGCUUACCAUGAGCAGUUAACCGUGUCAGAAAUCACAAAUGCUUGCUUUGAGCCAGCCAAUCAGAUGGUGAAGUGUGACCCACGCCACGGUAAAUACAUGGCCUGCUGCCUUUUGUAUCGUGGUGAUGUCGUUCCCAAAGAUGUGAACGCUGCCAUUGCCACCAUCAAAACCAAGCGCUCCAUCCAGUUCGUGGACUGGUGCCCCACUGGUUUCAAGGUGGGCAUCAACUACCAGCCACCCACUGUAGUUCCUGGUGGAGACCUGGCCAAGGUCCAGAGGGCUGUGUGCAUGCUGAGCAACACCACUGCUAUUGCAGAGGCCUGGGCUCGGCUUGACCACAAGUUUGAUCUGAUGUACGCUAAGCGUGCCUUUGUGCACUGGUAUGUGGGGGAGGGUAUGGAGGAGGGAGAGUUCUCUGAGGCCAGAGAGGACAUGGCUGCUCUGGAGAAAGAUUACGAGGAAGUUGGAGUUGACUCCAUUGAGGGUGAGGGAGAGGAAGAGGGAGAGGAAUAUUGAGGGACAAAAAGGCAUUAGUUAACAUGAUUCAAUUGAUUCUAAAAAUAAAUGUUUAACUAUCAAUUACAAGUUUGGCUGUUCAGAGUUAGCGAUCCUGAAAAAUCUGUUGACUCUGUUCUUAAUAAAUUUCCUACAACAUA
Molecule: messenger RNA, 1852 nt
Organism: Eleginops maclovinus (Patagonian blennie)
Lineage: Eukaryota; Metazoa; Chordata; Actinopteri; Perciformes; Eleginopidae
Product: tubulin alpha chain
Exons: 3
Coding region: 255-1712 (485 amino acids)
Biological process (GO): mitotic cell cycle; microtubule cytoskeleton organization
Cellular component (GO): cytoplasm; microtubule
Molecular function (GO): structural constituent of cytoskeleton; GTP binding
Source: RefSeq, a predicted model, not a curated record